CUUAUGUAGUACAAUGACAAAGAUAAGUAACGUUAACGGACAGUAUAACUGGACUUUUGAAGGAUCAGGAUGGAAUUUCACACGCUUAUUCUAGCCGGUAUUCUGUCAGUACUGAGCUAUGCUGAAGGAUAUCCGAUCCAUGCUUCAUGUAAAAUUCAGUGGAAUUUCCCGUCGGUGACAUGUGCAGAUUUUGGUUCCCGGAUUGUUGCUCAAGCUAAAAAAUGGGAAACAGCAGACAACUGUGCAAAUGGAGGGGAGAAAUGUUUGUAUAAAGUCUCUUCACAAAGCGUUACUGAAAUCAAAGGAACACACGAGACACCCGUGAAACAUUAUGUUGAUGAUCUCACUUUCACAAUGAAACCCUCCGGAAGUGGAUGUAACGUUGAUGGCUUUUCAACAUCUGAAACUUGGUACGCGUAUCUGGAUUACAGUACGAACUACUGUAACCUGAAUAAUCUCAUUACAGGUGCUGGUUUGAACGCUACUCAGGGAUACAAGGAGACGACUAGUGACGAUGUAUGUACACAAUACAGUAGCCGAAACUGUGAAAAAUACUGAGCGUUUGCCAUUCACUGAUUCGACGUGAAAUAAAUAUUUGAUGGUUUAUAAGUCAUGUAUUUACUUGUAAUAAAGAAAAGUCUAGUGUCA
Molecule: messenger RNA, 648 nt
Organism: Mercenaria mercenaria
Lineage: Eukaryota; Metazoa; Mollusca; Bivalvia; Venerida; Veneridae
Exons: 5
Coding region: 70-558 (162 amino acids)
Source: RefSeq, a predicted model, not a curated record